Messenger RNA from Ostrea edulis (European flat oyster), 493 nucleotides. RefSeq lists its product as uncharacterized. Bases 39 to 341 code for a protein of 100 amino acids. The transcript has 3 exons. NCBI's taxonomy places the organism in Eukaryota, Metazoa, Mollusca, Bivalvia, Ostreida, Ostreidae. The record is from RefSeq and is a predicted model, not a curated record.
CAAACUGCAGCUGCAAUAUCUGCCGUGGAAACCAAGCAAUGGUGUACUUUGGAAAGCCGGAAGAUAGUGAAGGAACUGGAUCUAUCAGUACAAUAAUUCUGGGAGGUACUAUCGUCGCAGGAGGAGUGGUCCUUGGUUUGGUUAUUGGAGCAGGGGCAACAAUGUACAUUUUCAAAAGACUUCGAAGAUGGACAGUCGAGAACGAAGAGUUGCAGGAACAGUAUAUCACAACGGAGUCACGUGAUCCAGAGGGUGGUCACUCAUACACACCCUACCACGUACAGGCCAAUAACACUGAUACGGAUAACUGUGAAAGCCAAAUUUAUGACCCAGUUCGGUAAUACAGUUUAUUUCCAUGCAUACCCAACAACGGGUAAUACUGACGUCGGGAAAAGUUUGCAAAUCUUUCUCCCAAAAAAGUAGUCUGAAAUUCCAUUGUGUUAUUUUGUUUACGCAAUUUCAUUUACAAAUGUAUCAUAUUUAUAUCAAUAAA